Messenger RNA from Quercus robur (English oak), 687 nucleotides. RefSeq lists its product as uncharacterized. Bases 1 to 687 code for a protein of 228 amino acids. NCBI's taxonomy places the organism in Eukaryota, Viridiplantae, Streptophyta, Magnoliopsida, Fagales, Fagaceae. The record is from RefSeq and is a predicted model, not a curated record. The transcript is spliced from 2 exons. Gene Ontology annotation, molecular function: nucleic acid binding.
AUGCAGAGGGAAGCACAAGAGUAUGUGAAGAAGUGUGAUAAUGCCAAAGAUUUGCAUCCAACAUUCAUCAAUCGGGAAGAGUUCUUAAUCCUUUGUUCAGCCCUUGGCCUUUCGCUUAAUGGGGCUUGGACAUUAUAUUCCACCCCGACAUAUCCCCAGGGGAAUGGACAGGCUGAAGCUGUCAAUAAGGUCAUUGUGAGUGGACUUAAAAGAGGUUGGAACGCAAGGGGAAAAUGGGUGGAAAAGUUGCCACACGUUCUUUGGACAUACUGGAUUACACCUCAUAGGUCCACUGGGGAAACCCCCUUUUCAAUGACUUAUGAAGCCGAGGCUGUUAUUCCUCUAGAGACUAGAUUCCCAACAUUGAGAACGAGUUCUUUCACUCCAAGCUAUAAUGAUGAACUGCUAGAAAAGAGCCUAGACUUAAUUGAAGAGCGAAGAGAAAAUGCCAUGGUCCAAUUAGCCUAUUAUCAACACAAGCUCAAGCAAGGAUAUGAUGCCAACGUGAAGUUAAGACCACUAGCACCGGGGGACUUGGUUUUAAGAAAAGUUUUGGGUACUGCUAAGAAUCCAGCAUUGGGAAAGUUGGGACCUAAUUGGGAAAGACCAUAUCGCAUCACAUCAGUGGCAGGAAUAGGUGCAUAUUAUCUGGAAGAUCUAGAUGAAAAUACUGUACUCCGUCCCUAG